Messenger RNA from Xylaria bambusicola, 240 nucleotides. Its product is annotated as metallothionein-I transcription activator. Gene Ontology annotation, biological process: DNA-templated transcription. The record is from RefSeq and is a predicted model, not a curated record. Gene Ontology annotation, cellular component: RNA polymerase II, core complex; RNA polymerase III complex; RNA polymerase I complex. The transcript has 2 exons. NCBI's taxonomy places the organism in Eukaryota, Fungi, Ascomycota, Sordariomycetes, Xylariales, Xylariaceae. The coding region runs from base 1 to 240 and encodes 79 amino acids. Gene Ontology annotation, molecular function: DNA-directed RNA polymerase activity; DNA binding; zinc ion binding.
AUGUCGCGCGAGGCUUACCAGAUCCCCACAAGCCAAGGCAACGCCCCCGGCGCGGGCGGCGCAGGCGGGAUGGCGCGCAGUACGUUCGACCUCGAGGGCGCCACGAUAAACUACAUCUGCGGCGACUGCGGCUUCAAAUUCGCCCUCCGGCGGAGCGACACCAUCCGCUGCAAGGAAUGUGGUUGCCGUAUCCUGUACAAGGAGCGGACGAAGAGAAUGGUGCAGUUCGAGGCGCGAUAG